Molecule: messenger RNA, 3381 nt
Organism: Coffea eugenioides
Lineage: Eukaryota; Viridiplantae; Streptophyta; Magnoliopsida; Gentianales; Rubiaceae
Exons: 4
Coding region: 1-3381 (1126 amino acids)
Source: RefSeq, a predicted model, not a curated record
AUGGAUAAGGGUUGGAUGUUCCUGGCUGAUAGAUGGUGUGAUGAAUAUAGGAAUGGACUAGAGAAAUUUUUGACAAUGGCAAAACAGCACAAAGGUGAUAAACCAAAGAUUAGAUGUCCAUGCAGGAAAUGCAGAAAUGUGAAGUACUACUCUGUUCAUGUUGUUGAGAGUCAUCUGUUGUAUAAGGGGAUGGAUAGUACUUAUACAUAUUGGAAAUUUCAUGGGGAAACUCUACCUAAUGAAAAUUCAAAUGUUCAUUCAUGUUGUGAUAAUGAGCAUGAAAUUAAUGCUAACAAUGCAGAAGUAAAUGAUGACGAAAUGCAAGAAAUUUUAGAAGACAUCUAUUGGGGGACCUUUAAUGAAGAAGAAUUAAAUGGUGGGAGUAAUAAGGAGGUUUCUUCUAGAAAAGAAGAUGAGUUAGAAAAAUUUGAUAGAUUAUUUAAAGAUGCUAAGCGGGCCUUAUAUCCUGGCUGCAAAAAGUAUUCAAUAUUACUUUUUGUUGUAAAAUUGCUACACUUGAAGGUACUCAAUCGAUGGAGUAAUAAAUCUUUUACCAUGCUUCUUCAACUAUUGAAGGACUCCUACCCCGAUGAUAACUUACUUCCAUCCUCUUACUAUGAUUCAAGAAAGUUAUUGGGGGGCAUUGGGUUGCGAUGUGACCUGAUUCAUGCAUGCAAGAAUGACUGUGUUCUCUUUUGGAAGGAAUAUGAAGGAUUGGAUCAUUGUCCAAAAUGUUUUCAAUCUAGAUGGAAAAUAAAUGAUGGCAAAGGUAAAAAAGUUCCUCAGAAGAUUCUUCGCUACUUUCCUUUGAAGCCAAGACUGCAGAGACUAUUUAUGUCAAGAAAAAUAGCAUCUUAUAUGAGAUGGCACAAGGAAAAACGAGUUGAAGAAAUAGGGGUCUUAAGUCAUCCAGCAGAUGGUGAAUCAUGGAAAGAGUUUGAUAAGAAAUUUCCAUGGUUUGCUGAAGAUGCUCGAAAUGUUCGUCUUGCAUUGUCAAGUGAUGGUUUCAACCCUUUCAAUAAUAUGUGUAACUCCUAUAGUAUGUGGCCAGUGGUGCUCAUAAACUAUAAUAUGCCACCAUGGGUAUCAAAAAGGGAGCCUUAUUUCUUCUUGUCACUACUUAUUCCAGGUCGUCGGUCACCGGGAAAGGAUAUUGACGUGUUUUUGCAACCUUUGAUUGAUGAACUGUUAGAAUUGUUCAAAGGGGUUUGGACAUAUGAUUCUGUGACUGAACAAUGCUUCCUUCUACAUGCAGCACUUAUGUGGACUAUAAAUGACUUUCCGGCUUAUGGAGACUUAUCUGGUUGGGUGACCAAGGGAAAAAUGGCAUGCCCUUGCUGCAAUGAUAAAACGGACUAUCAGUCAUUGAGAAACAAGAUUGGUUACUUGGGCCACCGUCGCUUUUUGCCUGAUAAUCAUGUGUGGCGAAAUGAUGGCAAAAAAUUUAAUGGUAGGGUAGAGAGAAGGUUGAAACCACGGGAAUUGUCAGGUGAAGAAAUUCUUGAACAAUUACAAGUUGUUGAGGGUGUAACACUUGGAAAAAAUCCAAAUACUAAGAAAAGGAAGCGCAGUCUUGAAGAAAGAAACUGGACUAAGAAGAGCAUAUUUUACCAAUUACCAUAUUGGAAAGAUAUUCUACUAAAACACAACAUCGAUGUUAUGCACACUGCUAAGAAUUGGUGUGAUAAUAUUAUGGGAACUUUGCUUAACUUAGAAAACAAGUCAAAGGAUACAGAUAAAGCUCGGCGGGAUUUGGAGGACAUGGACAUUCGGCAUGAGCUACACUUACAUCGAAGAAAUGGCAAGCUUGAAAAGCCACAAGCAUGCUAUAAUCUGUUACCAAAAGAGCGACAAGGUUUUUGUGAAUUUUUGAGUUCAGUGAAGUAUCCUGAUGGCUAUGCAGCUAACAUAUCAAGAUGUGUCAACAUAAAAGAUGGUAAGAUAUCAGGAUUAAAGAGCCAUGAUUGUCACAUUCUUUUGCAACGAAUGCUUCCUGUCGGAUUGCGCGGAUUCUUGUCAACAGAUAUGUAUACUUUAAUAUGUGAAGUAGCCAAGUUCUUUCAAGAUCUGUGUUCAAAAAAGCUUAGUUUGGAAGAGAUUGAGAAAUUAGAAAAGAACAUAGUAAUGAUAUUGUGCAAGUUGGAAAUGAUCUUUCCACCAGCUUUUUUCGAUAUUAUGAUCCAUUUAGCUGUUCACUUACCCCGUGAAGCCAAACUUGGAGGGCCUGUCCAACAUAGGUGGAUGUACCCUUUUGAAAGGUACCUAGGAAGUCUCAAAGGAACUGUGAAAAACAAAGCCUAUCCAGAGGGUUCAAUUGCAGAAACAUAUAUUGUCAAUGAAAGUUUAACUUUCUGCUCCUUAUAUCUUGAUGGAAUUGAGACAAAAUUCAAUCGACCGGAUAGGUAUUAUGAUGGAGAAAAUCCUGCUCAUGACAGGUUAUCCAUAUUUUCCCAUAAAAUUCGUCCAAUUGGAGCGCCUCUAGGUGCCACUUUGACUAGGGAUCAAUAUAAUUUGGUCCAUUGUGAGCAUGAGGAAGAGCUAAAAAGAAGAAAUCCAUCAAACCUCUUUGAGAGACAGAAAGUUGAAUUUCCAUUAUGGUUUAGAAAAAAAAUGAAGAACUUGCAUGAUCAAGGAGACUGUCAAGCGAAUAAAGAUCUAUAUUCACUUGCAAUGGGGCCAGAUAUUCGUACCACCAUGUAUCCCGGUUGUAUAGUCAAUGGAGUUAAGUUCCUAACUAAGGAGCGUGAUAGUCGUCGAAAGACACAAAAUAGUGGUAUAUGUACUGAGGGAGAGCACAAUAAUGAAAUUAUAGACUUCUAUGGAAUUGUUAAAGAAGUCAUGCAGCUAAGAUAUAGGGGGAACUGCCAAGUUCUUUUAUUUGGGUGUGAAUGGUUUGAUUCUAGGACAGCUCGCUGUGAUAAGUAUUUCACAAGUGUUAAUUUUGGGAAAAAAUGGUAUGCAAAUGAACCUUAUGUUCUUGCUACUCAGGCCACCCAAGUUUUCUAUGUUAAUGACACAAAAUUGGGUGGAGAUUGGCAUGUAGCUCUUGUUGCAGAUCACAGACAUAUAUGGGAUCCAUCACUUUUCCAACCCACUGAUGAAAAUGAUCCUGAAGAUGCAUUUGGUAAUCAUGAAGCAUACCAACAGAAUGAGUGUUCAGAAAUCAUGUUUGAAGUUCAAGACUAUGAAGCAUUUUCAUUGGACAGAACUGAUGUUGACCCAGAAACCAUUGAUUUAGAGGAUAAUGCACCGGGUGACGAAGCUGAGAAUGAGUUGGAUGAUUUCAUUAAUGAUGAGAUGAUUGAUGAAGAGUCAGGAAGCACCAGAGAAAGUGAAGAAGAACCUUACUUGAGCUUUAGUUCUGACAGUGACAUAGAGUGA